AGAGUUUAUAUGGAGCAUGGAACGUGCAGAAGGAAAUGCAUUUCGGAGGUAAAAACAAUUCUUCAGCUGCCUAAAAUAUUAUCUUGUUACAGUACAGGAUUUAAAAAGGCUGUCAGUUAGUGCUGUUAUGGAUCCACGAUCUUGAAAUUGAAUAGUUUUCGAGUUUUGCCUACCGCUGAUAAGUUGAUCUUUGCGAAUGCCAGGAGAAGCUUCUUUCAAUUUGGCAAGUCUAAGGGACCUAAAGCUGUACAAAUUAUUGCAAUUUACAUGGCAAAGCUGAGUGGAAUACGAACUCGCUGUGAUUACCAGUUUAAGGUAAGAAUUGGUUUAUUUUAAAGAAUACACAAAGUGUAUUUGUCCAUAGAAAACACAAUAUAGCGAGUUUAAUUAGUUUGCAUGACAACUCUCACGACACCAAAUGAUGACCUGUGUCAAAUAAUAUCCAGACGUAAUACAAACACUUUCUGGGUUUGCUUUGUACAUCAGUAAGUUUGUUUUCUGUCUGUAAUUUCAUCGAUAUCUGAGUUGGUUGUCUCAACAGAAAGUAAACGACCUGCGGUUGUCAGCUUUUGAUGCAAAGCACGACCACUCCUCGCGAAUAGACCUUGUCACGGUUUUCGACGCCAUCUUGACGAGUAGGCAAACGUGUGAGAAAUUACAUGAGAAUAUAAUGUCGAAUAAUUUCCGUAAAACGGCUGUUCUCAAAAAAAUAUCAAUUGUAAACUAAAGCUACAACGCAAAGGAUUGUCUUAAAAAAAUUGGGGGGUGUACCUGUGCUUAGAUUUCUCCAGAGGCUUGCUUUAGAUUUUUCUUACAUUUGUCUGUAAUUUUCCCGGGACUUUCUUACAGACAAAUGUAUAGAAAAUUUAAAAAAGGGGUUCUAGGUCUCCUCGUGCAUGUAACGCCCUCAAUCUUUUUCAGUACAAUGCUUAGGAGAGAAGCUUUAGUUUACAAAUCAUAUUUUGUUAGAACAGCCAUUCUGUGGAAAUUAUUCAACAUUAGAUUCUCUUACAAACACUGUAAAUUUGCACACAUUUGCCUACUUGUCAAGAUGGCGUCGAAAACCGUGAUAAGGUCCAGGCCCGUAACCAGGAUUUUAUGUGGGGGGGUGCUAACGAGGCUAAAGCGGACCAAACUACCGAAAUGUAUUUUUUAUUGUCUGAUCCGUUUAUUUAGGAAAGUAGCAAUACAUGAGAAAUUGUAACGGCAAAGUACACGGAAGGAACUGAAUAUUACAUUUGUCGAAUACAACUGUUUAAAUUAAGUUAUAAAGGAGUAAUUUUACGAUGUAAAAUGAUACACCAAAAUACUGCGCAACUAAUCCCCGGAAUAGUCCCGAGCUCCAGCCUCUGUGGGUGUUUGGUGACAAACAGAUUUACCACCUCAUCCAAAACAAUUUUAACUAGAGAGUGCGAGGGACGACAGCUUUUCCUGGCCCAUGCAUGCCCUGUUAUAUGUAUGUAGCCUCCUUAAAUAUCACUGUUAAGUUUGCAACUUCAGUUUAACUGACUGCACGCCUUAACUUGGAUAUUGAGUAUCAAAAUGCGGACCAUUGGGGCCUGUGGGGGAGUGCGAAUGCACCCCGUGCACCCCGCUGGUUACAGGCCUGAGGUCUAUUAAAAUUUAGUACACUGUGGCGAGAGGAUAUGAGAAUCCGGAUAUGUUCGAGUGACGAGAGCUGGAAAAUGGUGUCUUACAUCUAAUAUCUAAUUUUCAAUAUUAUGGAUAAUAAGAAAUAAUGUACUUGUUACAGAUUAAAAACCUUUGUUUCGUACAGACACUGCUAUUAAUAGUCCAUUUUCGAGUUCGCUAUGACCGCUGGAUUAAAGAAGUGAAGACGCAUCUUUUACAGCCUUAGCCUCCAUCUGAAGUAAUAUAUUGACAAAUUCCAACGAGAAAAAGACAUGUUUAUUACUCUGUCUAUUGUGUAUAUUCAAAUUUCAAACACUUGCUUGCCAGAAUUUCUGAAUAUUUUACUUUACGUCGAGGCUAACCCUGUAUGAAUGUGUCGUUAAUGUUUAUAUUCAGCAGUAAUUUUGAAUUCGAAACUGGACUAUUCCUACAAAUUAAAUGUUUAGCUUAUUAAAAAAUUACAAAAUAUUAUCAUGGAACUUCUUAUUGUAAAGGGCAGAGAACUGUUAUUUUCUCAGAUGUAACCUGCUUUACUUUGAACAAAAACUCUGACAGAUGAUCAGCCCAUAAAUUCUCCCUCACAACAAAAUAUAUGAAUUUUUUUAUGAUUGUUAAUGGAUAGUAAUAUCUGGCUACUUCUCUCUCAUUUAACCUUUUGAAAAAUCCUGGAAGUCUUCAUAUCAUUGGAAUUGAUCGUUAGGGAGACAGUGUGGCCGAGUGGUUUAGAGCACUGGACUUGCAAUUUAGUGGCCUCAAGUUCAAGUCUCACUCUGAACACUAGCUGGAAUUGUUGACGGUAGUCCUGAGUUCCAAUCCUCGGCCAUGCUUGUAAAUGGCCAGCUGGUCUCCCUCUGGCCAGCCACUGACUUAUUAGCCCCCCACCACCCAGUUAUAGGCCCAUCUUCCUGUAAACAAAAAAAACUUCUGAUCAUAAGCCCCUGGAUGUAAGCCCCCUUGGAUAUAAGAUUCUCCGUUUAUAGGAUCCCCAUCCUGCAGUUAUAGGUCCAUCUUCCAGUAAACAAAAAAUACAUCCGGUUAUAAUCCCCUGGAUGUAAGCUCCCUUUUGCGCUAAUUAGGAGCUCCAGUUAUAAGCCCCCUAGGAUAUAAGAUCCUCCGCUUAUAAGCCCCCCACCCCUCCCCCCCCCCAGUUAUAGGCCCAUCUAUCUAUAACCAAAAAGAAAAAAACGAUUAUAAGCCCCCUGGAUGUAAGCCCCCUUUUGCUCUAAUUAUGAGCCCCCAGUUAUAAGCCCCCUAGGAUAUAAGAUCCUCCUCUUAUAAGCACUGCACCCCCAAGUCAUAAGCCCAUCUACCUGCAAACAAAAAAUACAUCUGAUUAUAAGCCCCCUGGAUGUAAGCCCCCUUUUGCUUCAAUUAUGAGCCCCCAGUAAUAAGCCCCCUCGAAUAUAAGAUUCUUCGUUAAUACCGGGGUACCCCCCCCACCCCCAGUUAUAAGCCCAUCUACCUGUAAACAAAAAAAUACACCCAAUUUUAAGCCCCCAAGAUGCAAGCCCCCCUCUACCUUGUAUUGAAAUUGAGUUUUAUUUCUUAUGAUGUUUUGAAGCUUACUGUGAAACUCACAAAACCAUGAACACCAGAAAUAUUUAUGGAAUGUUAUUGUGUUGUGAGGAAUCAGCCAAUAAGGCGCGUGAUAACUAAACUGCAAACAGCAACGGUAAUUAGUUUGUGGUUUUGAGGUUUGCUUGCACAUCCUGAACUUUAUUGUAAUUGGCCAGUACACAAUCAACACUCCUGAAAUUUUUCUGAGUUUGGCGGUAAUUUAAAACCAGUACAUGCAAAACAUAUUUUAAUCAGCACUGCUAUAACUUGUUUUGAAGCACUUUUCCUAUUGUGUUUAUAAGCCCUUCCAUUUAUACGCCCUCCCAAAACCCCUUACGAAGAUGUACAUUGUAUAUACCCAGGGCAUAUAAGUGACAUUUUACAGAAUAACCCUCCACUGGAGGAGGGCCGUCUAGUUACAUGUACGAGGGGAAGGCUUCACACUGGGCUAUCUCACUUAAGGGAAGUCUGGGUAGAGUUGUACUGUCAAGGUCUUGAAACCAUGUCUAAGACAAAAUUCAUUUUGCUACCCUGUUUGAGACAAGAGUCUCUAUUUCAUGACUUUAAUUCAUUUUGUUUUACGUCCAAAACUAAGUAAUUUUCGAAACUGACAUCAUGGAAACUUACUACAUCAUAGGCACUCUAUGAAAUUGUAUUAAACCUGUUUAAGACUCAACUCCCUGUAAACCAUACCCCAACUAGCGGCACAUACCCAUUUAGGUCAAAUACAUGUAAAGGAGAGACCCUACCCCCACCCCCCAACCCCCGAUACCUUAUCCUAGAUCAAGAGUCCUGUCAUAUUAGUAUUUUUGAUCAUAGUUAGUAGAGGUGACUGGUUAGGAAAUCCGGCAAACAUCAAAGUUGAAAACAAUGUUGCUGUAGGUUAUGUUGGAAGCUGACCGUGCACAAUCCUUUGUUUUCUAUUCAUAAAUUAUGACUGAAUAAAUUAAUGCAAUAUUUCUUUUGGUCAGUAAGUUCAAAAUGAUAGGAAUGCUAUUGAACGUUGUGCACGGUCAGGCCCAAAAAAGCUAACAAAAAACAUAGAACAAAGGGUUUCCCAACCAUUCCACUUUGAUUAACUAUAAAUGAUCCACAGUCAUAAAUUUCUACUGGAGUGAAGGCAUUAACAUUAUUUAGAAGCUUAAAGCAAGAAGAUUUACAUUAAGGUAAAUAUGUUAUAAUAUGUUUUGUUUAUUGACACUGUAUUUAGUUGUUUUGGGCCAGAGGCGUGGUGAACUUUGCGUAAGUCUGGGGAAAAGUGCUUUCUUUCUUGAAAAAGAACUUAUGCUCCAAGUAAACAAUAGUUUCAUUGUUGACCAAACAUGAUUUGGCCUUCGGCCUCAGUGGAUACCUUUCUCUUCUAUCUCCAUAAUUCUUCACAUCAUACGAUUGACAAAUUAAUUAAUUGAUAAACAUUUCAAGCUCCAAUAUCCAGAAUGAUCACAAUACAUUUCCUUAAAUCAUUAGUGGAGAGAAUAUGAUGAUUGAUCAAAGCAUUUUCCCUUGGGUGAUCAUUUUAUUACUUCUUAUAACCUUUUUUUCUUGAUUAUGAAUCAAUAGUGUUGGGAGAAAAUUGAUUUUGAUGACUCUUGGGACUAAAAGGGUUAAUGCUCGCUUAGGCCUGGUAAUAGCUGUGAGAUUCCUUAUAUGGAGUUGUCUUGUGUUUAUCUUAAGGGCUGAAAAGGAAAAUGGCGGGAAACGAAGAUCAACAAACUGACGUAACUGACGGCGAAGAGGGCACCAUGACAAGUGAGUACAUGAAUAAGCUUCAUAAUGAACGUAUGCAAAGGCAAAGGAAUCUCGCCGAAACAGUCCUGUCACAGAUGGAAAGCCAGUGUAAAGCUUUCGGCGGAGAAAAGGAAAAUCAGAAAAAAUGGGAAGAGGCUGCAAAAAUGAUCGCUUAUGCUCGUCAGAGGGAAAAGGAGGGAACGGAACAAGUGGAAAGCAAAAGAGAAAAGCUUUUAGAGGAGCAAAAAAAGUUAAAGGAUCAGUGGUUUCAAGAGGAGAUGGAAAAGAAAAGACAGCUGGAACAACUACGCGAAGCAGAGAAAAGCAAAGCGAAGGAGGAGGCAGAAAAACGUGCCGCUUUGGAGAUGCAGAGGAAGCAGGAACUUGAAAAUGCCAAACAAAAGGAAAGUCAAGAAUUGUUCACGAUGAAACAGGAAUGGCAACUGCAGGAAGACGCGAGAAAAGCCGCUGAAGAACAGAGACGAAUCGAAAAACAACAGCAGGUGGAACGCGAAAAACUGAAGCACCUGGAAGAAGAAAGUGACCGUGCCAUGGCGGAGCAGAAACGGAAACAGGAGGAACAAAAAAAGCAAGAAGCAGAGUGGGUGAAUUAUGCGCAAGAUCUCAAGAGAAAGCAAGAGGAAAAAGCGAGAAUUGAGGCGGAGAAACAGAGAGUUUGGCAACAGGAAAAGCUGAAAGAAAACAGUGAAAUUAACCAGUUUGUUGAAACGAGAAAAGCUGUGGAAGAUCAGAAAAGGAAAGAAUGGGAGAAAGAGAGGGAUAAAACGGCCGAGGAAGCCCGCUUACUCGAGUCAGGAGUGCGACAGCAGUUUUUGGACAAGCAGGGGAAAGUCGUCUCAGAACUACUGCAGAACGAACUGGCAAGAGAAGAGGCGAGGAAAAGAGAGGAGGCGGAAAUGAAGAGGAAACAAAGAGAGGAGAGACGACAAGAGGAAGAGAGAAGAAAGUUAGAGCUUGAGGAACAGUUGUUAGCCAAAGAGAAAGAAAAAAGGGAAAGAGAACAGAAAGUCAAAGAACUUGAAUGGAGGCGUUACCUUGAUGGGAUAAAGGAGAAAGAAGACGAGAAAGCGCAGAGAGACACAGCGAAACAAAAACGGAUGGCGGAACAGAGAAAGGAAGAUGAACAGAAGGCUGCAGAGAUGGCGGAAGCACAGCGGCGUGCGAGGGAACAACGACGGAAAGAGGAAAAUGAAGCGAUGCAAAUAGCUGAGAAACUGAGGUUGGAACAAGAGCAGAGGAGGAAAGAGCUGGAACAAGAACGAGAAGAAGCAAAGAGGAAGGUGUUGUUACAAGACAAAGAGAAGAAAGAACAGGAGGAGGCCAAACGGGAACUGGUCAUGCGUAAACAAGAGGAGGAGGAGAGGCUAAGAGAGGAGAAUAAAAAACACCAGGAAAUGGAAAUGAAAAAACUUCUGGAGGUAAGGGACUGGUCAUAAAUUCGCGGGAGGGGAGGGGGCGUAGAAAGAUUCAAAAGUUAGAGCUACCUCGUACAGCGUAAUGAACUGUUCCACUGGAGAGUACUGGUUAUCAGCUUUUAUUUGAAUGAUUACACAAAUUCAAAAGUUAGAACCACCUUGUACAGUACACCAGACCACCCCACACCACAGGAUAAUACUACGUAGUAGCUUUCAUUUGAAUGGUCACACCAUGGGAUUUUAUUCGCAGACACAAAAGUUAGAACCACCUUGUACAGCAUAAUAAAGAGUACCACAGGAAAGUACUGCUCAGUAGCUUUCAUUUGAAUGGUCAUACCAUAGGAUUUUAUCCACAGACUCAAAAGUUAGAACCACCUUGUAUGGCAUAAUAAACAGUACCACAGGAAAGUACUACUCAGUAGCUUUCUUUUGAAUGGUCACACCAUAGGAUUCCAUCCACAGACUCAAAAGUUAGAAGCACUUUCUAGCACAGGAAGAGGUUUCAGUUGAAUAGUCGAACUCAAAUUGCAAUUAUUUCUUUUAGCUGCAGCGAAAGCGGCAAGAACGAAGCGAAGCUCAGGCAGCGGUGAAUGAAUCCGAGCUCCUGGAACAGAAAAGCCGAAAGGAUGAGCGCUCUAAGGGAGCGGCGGACAGUGGGAAACUUUUGCUGGAGAAAACCUUCAAGCAAGAGGAGGAAUUUCGGGAGCAAGCUGAAAGGAGACGACGCGAACAUGUUGAGAUGCAAAAGAGGCAGCUUGAGGAGAUGAAGAAGGCUGAAAAUGAACUGAUGAAGAAAGCUCAAGCUCUUCGGAAAGAAACUGACCAUGGUGACAGCCAUAUGGGUUCACCUUCGUCACGUAACGAUAAUAAAACAGAAGCAGAGUCAAAGUGGAAGAAGGGUUUCUUUGCAUCGUUGUUUGGACGUAAGUAGGAACUGAACUUUGCCAUAAAAGUCUUUGUUACUGACUUUUUUUUUCGUCAUGACUGUAAUUUGAUAUGAAAUGCAGUAAUUUUGAUUUAAGUGCUCAUGGUACAUAAAAACUCUCGCAUAUUCGCCACUUAGGAACCGAGAAGGAAACUGGGACGAGUUUACUUUCGCAAAGACUUGUGGGAUUGUUUGUUGAGACAGAGAAAAAUUGGCCAAUAACUGACCAUCGAGUCCCUAGAACAAUCCCAGAAAAUCCAUGCUGCCCAGUUGCUUUCUGGUUUCUAAAGUAGUGAACUUCCGGCUGGAAUUUGGCCAAUAAGAGCCAAAAGAACCAUUCCAGUCGGUUGCCAAACAAAAAUUGGGAGUUCUUAUAUGCUGGUUUUUACUGUAACUGGCUUUAUUACACUAUUUCGGUUCCCCUACUAACAACUGGCGAAGCCAAUGAAACAUAUUUAAUUAAAACUUCUUCCGAUCAUUUUGCAUUCUGGAAGGAUGCUUUCUCGACGACAACUUACUCUGAAAAUUAAGCAGUUAUGAAGUACAGUCGUAUUCAUUGGUAUCAGAUUUACAAAGACUCAGAAAAUUCAAUGAAGCGAUCAGAAAGGGAUGCAAAUACAUUUUGCGGGUGCCAAGCGCGGGAAAUCGCAUGAGAGCAGGUGUCAAUGCGUUUUGUCUUCUGAUUGGUCGAGAAAAAAGUGACCGAGAAGCUUUUAGCCAAUCAUAAAGAGUUACGGUACAAAAAAGUAUCACAACAGCGAGACGUUGAAACAGUUCGAGGUAGUUAUAUAAUAUGAAAAUCUUUUUUACAGGUCUUCUGUAUUAAAUGUAUCGACGUUUCAAGGGCAUCUCGUCUAUGUGACGUUUAACAAGGGUACUCGUUAGCUCUCGAAACUUUUAAAGUUAUUGAAAAUUCCGAAAAAAAUUUUUCUGCCCAAGAUUUUGAAAGUCC
Molecule: messenger RNA, 8230 nt
Organism: Porites lobata
Lineage: Eukaryota; Metazoa; Cnidaria; Anthozoa; Scleractinia; Poritidae
Source: the annotation of a GenBank genome assembly